UGCGGCAGGAGGGCGGGCGAGUGGCGGCGCCUCCCCGUCGAGGGCCAUCUCGCCCGGUGAAGAAGCAAGGGGCCGGCCGGCUUGCACGGGCGCUCUGACCCAGCAAGACCCUUCUCCCUUUAACCUUGUCUUCAUUUUUGCCACGUAGUGUUCGCAAAAAAUAAAUUUGUGACGCAUACAGAGCGGUGAACAUGAACGAAGAAGGACGAAAGGGGGGAGGGAAGGAAGGCGGGAGAGAGACUCCAAGCGUAGGGAGCCGAGGGCAUUCCAGACUCUGCCCCGAGAAAGGGCGAGGAAGAAGCCACGUCAGAGCAGAGCAAGGGAAGGACCGCCGCGCCGAUAGGGGGCGGUAAGGAAACCUCGCCAAGGACGCGCCGAGAAGGCGGGCGCGCUGGCGGAAGCCGCCGCCGCCGGGCGCCCCUCCCUGUCCGGCCUCGGCUGAUCCGGGAGCGGCGGUGAGCCUCAGACGGGUCCCGCGGGGCCCUCCCCUUCCUUCCUUCCUUCCUUCCUUCCUUCCGCCUCCUUCAGUUCCUGGCUUUCGCCCGGCGGCCCUCAUGGCUUCCCGCGGCGACGAGGAAGGGGUGCUCUUCAGGCGCGGGACCGGACAGAGCGACGAUUCUGAUAUAUGGGAUGAUACAGCACUCAUAAAAGCUUACGAUAAAGCAGUCGCAUCCUUCAAGAACGCUUUGAAGAAUGGGGACUGUUCAGAACCUGUAGAUAAAACUGAGCAAAAUGCUGGGACAAAAAGAAAAAAUAAUAAAAAGAACAAGAGUAGAAAAAAAUGUAAUUCUGCACCACAAAAGCAGUGGAGAGUUAAUGACGCAUGCAGUGCAGUCUGGUCCGAAGAUGGUAAUGUGUACCAAGCAACUGUUACCUCAAUUAACCGAAAGAAGGGGACUUGUGUAGUUGUCUAUACUGGGUAUGGAAAUAGUGAAGAGCAAAACCUUUCCGAUCUUCUACCACCAGUGGAUGACGAGGGAACAAACGAAGAGAGAAGCACUGCUGAGAAUGAAAAUGAGACUCUAUAUUCAACAGAUGAAAGUGACCUCUCCUUCCAGUCACCUGGUAGCAAACACAAUCCUAAAAAAACAGCACAAUGGAAUUCCCACUUUCCUCCUCCACCACCACCACCUCCAGUACUGGGUUUUGGCAGGACUGGAAUGAAGUUCAGUGGACCUCCACCUUUCUUAGGCUGGCCUCCACCAUUUCCACCAGGACCACUGUUGAUACCACCACCGCCUCCACUUCUUAGUCAAGAUUCUCCUGAUGAUGAUGAAGCAUUGGGAAGUAUGUUGAUAGCCUGGUAUAUGAGUGGUUAUCAUACAGGCUACUAUCUGGGUUUAAAGCAGAGCCGAAUGGAAGCUGCCUCAGGGAGGCGUACCCACUCUAAGUAACACUGUUUAGAAAACUUCCUGUCCCCUCUACAUUGGUCAGCAAAGCUUUCACUGGUAUCAGAUUACUGAAUGGAUAAGCUAUGGCAAAAUGAACUAUUGAUACACAAGUCAGCAGUGGUAUUUUCACAGACAGCAAGAUUACUGACUGGCUAAGCCUGCCUUUUUCUUGUGGAUCUUACUUCACUAGAGACAUAUUCUGGUCUAACUGAACUAUUCAUGUGGUAUGUUAGCACUGGUCCUUAAGGUGAUUUUCCGAGAUGUCAAGUAUCUUCAGUCACAGCCCCACAAUGUGAAGAUGCUGACACUGAUGUGUAUCUCUUUGUAGCUGUGGAUGUUGUGACGACCUGAACAUAGACAAUGCCGAUCCAGAAGUGUAGUCAUUCAGCAAUCCCAACACUCAGCUGCUUUGAAAUAUUGGUCAAUAAAAUAAUUUUUUUCGAACUGAA
Molecule: messenger RNA, 1840 nt
Organism: Pogona vitticeps (central bearded dragon)
Lineage: Eukaryota; Metazoa; Chordata; Lepidosauria; Squamata; Agamidae
Product: survival motor neuron protein 1
Biological process (GO): mRNA processing
Cellular component (GO): nucleus; cytoplasm
Molecular function (GO): RNA binding
Source: RefSeq, a predicted model, not a curated record